AUGGACGACAAGGAAGCAGCCUUUGAUGAUGCAGUAGAAGAACAUGUGAUCAACAAAGAGUACAAAAUAUGGAAAAAGAACACCCCUUUUCUGUACGAUUUGGCGAUGACCCAUGUUCUGGAGUGGCCCAGCUUAACUGCACAGUGGCUUCCAGAUGUAACCAGACCAGAAGCGAAAGAUUUCAGCAUUCAUUGACUUGUCCUGGGUACAUACACGUCGGAUGAACAAAACCACCUUGUGAUAGCCAGUGUGCAGCUCCCUAAUGAUAAUGCUCAGUUUGAUACUUCACACUACGACAGUGACAAAGGAGAAUUUGCAGGUUUUGGAUUUGUUAGUGGAAAAUUUAAAAUAGAAAUCAAGAUCAACGAUGAAGGGGAAGUAAACAGGUCACGUUAUAUGCCACAAAAUACUUGCAUCAUCGCAACGAAGACUCCAUCCAGUGAUGUUCUUGUUUUUGACUAUACAAAACAUCCUUUUAAACCAGAUCUUUCUGGAAAAUGCAUCCCAAACUUGUGUCUUCGUGGACAUCAGAAGGAAGGCUAUGGGCUUUCUUGGAACCCAAAUCUCAGUGGGCACUUACUUAGUGCUUCAGAUGACCAUACCAUCUGCCUAUGGGACAUCAGUGCUGUUCCAAAGGAAGGAAAAGUUGUGGGUGCGAAGACCAUCUUUACAGGGCAUACAGCAGUAGUAGAAGAUGUUUCCUGGCAUCUACUUCAUGAGUCUCUGUUUGGGUCUGUUGCUGAUGAUCAGAAACUUAUGAUCUGGGAUACUCGUUCAAACAAUACUUCCAAACCAACCCACUCAGUUGAUACUCACACUGCUGAAGUGAACUGCCUUUCUUUUAGUCCUCACAGUGAAUUCAUUCUUGCCACAGGAUCGGCUGAUAAGACUGUUGCCUUUUGGGAUCUGAGAAAUCUGAAACUUAAGUUACAUUCCUUUGAAUCACAUAAGGAUGAAAUAUUCCAGGUUCAGUGGUCACUUCACAGUGAGACUAUUUUGGCUUCCAGUGGUACUGAUCGUAGACUGAAUGUCUGGGGUUUAAGUAAAAUUGGAGAGGAACAAUCCCUGGAAGAUGCAGAAGAUGGGCCAGCGGAAUUGUUGUUUAUUCAUGGUGGUCACACUGCCAAGAUAUCUGAUUUCUCCUGGAAUCCCAAUGAACCUUGGGUGAUCUGUUCUGUGUCAGAAGACAAUAUCAUGCAAGUGUGGCAAAUGGCAGAGAACAUUUAUAAUGAUGAAGAGCCUGAAGGAAGUGUGGAUCCAGAAGGACAGGGAUCUUAGAUUCGUCUGCACUUGAAUUAGGGGAGAUUCAAGUCGUAUAAAUUCCUACUCUGAAA
This is a messenger RNA of Molossus molossus (Pallas's mastiff bat), 1334 nucleotides long. Its product is annotated as histone-binding protein RBBP4-like. The transcript has 2 exons. Gene Ontology annotation, biological process: regulation of gene expression. The record is from RefSeq and is a predicted model, not a curated record. Lineage: Eukaryota; Metazoa; Chordata; Mammalia; Chiroptera; Molossidae. Gene Ontology annotation, molecular function: histone binding. Gene Ontology annotation, cellular component: NuRD complex; nucleus; ESC/E(Z) complex.